CAUGAUUAUUAUUUAACAAUAACUGUACAGUGGCAAUGGCUGGAAUCUCCUGCCAAGAUCCAGGCCCCAUUGUGCAAGGCUUAGUGCAGACUGCGAGAAAGCUCUGUCCUGAAGAACAUCCAAUCUACACAGACAAAAGGAGGGAGAAAGGGUGGAUUUGGGUCCCUAAAUUGCCGUUGGGAUCUGAUGCCCAGAGAAUGACUUCUGUAAAAACAGCACCAAGAACCUGUUUGUGUUCUCCAAAACGAUGUUCAAUGGCUCCUCGAUCUCUCUCCACGUGGUGCCGAAGGAGUGUUCCCCGGGGGUGACCCUGAACGUGACCUGGUACCUGCGGAGCUCUCAUUGUCACAACGAAGUCUACAUGAACGAGAAGAGAGCAGAGGCUUACCUGACAAAUUACAAGACCGAGCUGGAGCCGAAGAGCUCUGGCCAGUACAUCCUACACUCGUAUAAACCCUUCAACUGUAGCCACGCGGUCCCCCUGGAGCUGAAUGUAGAGAGUUUUGAGCUGCCUACCCGGCUGGAUCGGCUCACGGACUUGCAGCAGGAGACCAGGGUCCAGCGGCGCGGGACUGCAGAUGCGCAGCCCAAGGAUGCCACCAAGGAUGCCGCAGGGAAGCCGAAGUCGUCUGCUAUUAAAUUGACUGGUCCACCUGACAAAAAUCCAGAAGCGGCAGGGAAGCCGAGCGAGACCCAGGGAGAGAAACGGGGCCCAGGAGAGGCAGACGGAACCAAGAAAUUAAAAGCAGGGAGACAGGGCAAAUCAGAGCUGUAUGCCGUAGCCGAGACCUGGGAGGAUGGGCCCUACGUGUUCAUCCUGAAGAUUGAGGGGCAGAGCAAGGACCCAAAAGCUGCCUCGAACUGGGAGCUCACAAUUGACGUCCGGAUGAAGCACCCUCACUACCAGUACAUCUCCGCCUCUGAGUGGCCCCUCAUGGCGUUCUACAUGGCCAUGUGCAUCGUGUACGUGUUCUACGGGGUGCUGUGGCUGGGGCUGCUGGCCUGCUACUGGCGGGAUAUCCUGCGCAUCCAGUUCUGGAUCGGGGGGGUCAUCCUGCUGGGCAUGCUGGAGAAGGCCGUCUUCUACGCCGAGUUCCAGAGCAUCCAGAGCCAGGGGGUGUCUGUCCAAGGGGCCGUGAUCUUCGCUGAAGUGCUGUGCGCUGUGAAGCGUAUGCUGGCCCGCGUGCUGGUCAUUAUCGCCAGCCUGGGUUACGGCAUUGUCAAGCCGCGGCUGGGUGCCCUGCUGAACCGGGUAGUGGGCGUGGGGCUGAUGUACCUGCUCUUCUCCAUCAUUGAGGGUGUCCUGCGGGUGAAAUCGGCUCAGGAUGACCUGGUGCUGCUGGCUGCCAUCCCUUUGGCUAUGCUUGACUCUGCCCUCUGCUGGUGGAUCCUCAUCAGCCUGGUACAGACCAUGAAGCUCUUGAAGCUACGACGCAACACGGUGAAGCUGUCCCUGUAUCGCCACUUCACCAACACCCUCAUCUUCGCCGUGAUCGCAUCCGUCAUCUUCAUCAUCUGGACCACCAAGACCUUCCGGCUCACCAAGUGCCAGUCGGACUGGCGGGAGCUGUGGAUCGACGAUGCCUUCUGGAGGUUCCUCUUCUCCAUCAUCCUGCUGGUGAUCAUGUUCCUGUGGAGGCCCUCGGCCAACAACCAAAGAUACGCAUUUGUGCCGCUGGUGGAUGAAGGGAGCGAGGAAGAGGACGAGGACGAGGAACAUAUGGUGAACGAGGCCUUUGAAGGGAUGAAGAUGAGGAGUGCAAAAAAUGAAGUCAACGGGAUCCUGAAAGGCAGCAGAGUGGAUGAAGAUUUGAAAUGGGUGGAGGAAAACAUCCCUUCGUCUAUGGCCGACGUGGUGCUACCACCUCUGCUGGACUCCGAUGAGGAAAUAGUGACCACGAAAUUUGAAAUGUCCAAGAUGGAGUGAGAAAGGAAUCCGGCCAGUCGUGCUGCAGGAUAUGCCCAGCUUCCCUCCAUGGCCUGUCGGGGAAGGAGAGUUGCUGGUGGUUUUUCUUUUAAUAUAUAUAUUUGUAUAUGGUUAAAAGAUUAUUUUAUUACCUUUAA
Messenger RNA from Gopherus flavomarginatus (Mexican gopher tortoise), 2064 nucleotides. Its product is annotated as transmembrane protein 87A-like. Lineage: Eukaryota; Metazoa; Chordata; Testudines; Testudinidae. The record is from RefSeq and is a predicted model, not a curated record. Gene Ontology annotation, cellular component: Golgi apparatus; membrane. The transcript is spliced from 20 exons. The coding region runs from base 248 to 1927 and encodes 559 amino acids. Gene Ontology annotation, biological process: retrograde transport, endosome to Golgi.